Messenger RNA from Gregarina niphandrodes, 1800 nucleotides. RefSeq names its product GLTT repeat (6 copies) protein. The transcript has a single exon. Bases 1 to 1800 code for a protein of 599 amino acids. The record is from RefSeq and is a predicted model, not a curated record. Lineage: Eukaryota; Apicomplexa; Conoidasida; Eugregarinorida; Gregarinidae.
AUGAGAACAGUAGUAGCGACUUCAACAAGUGAUAUGAAUGCGGGGAUGGUUGCGUCCUUGCUUACUAUUGAAGGAACCAUGUCCACAUUGGAGGAUUGCACUGCGCAAAUGAUCGAGAUUGGAGUGGCUGGUAGGGAAGCUAAGGUUCGUGCCGUGGUCUUGUUGCCCUGGAGUGAGUCGUGGAAAUUGCACGACGUGGAGAGCAAGACAAAGCCAUCAGAUGAGGCUACUUGCUCGAUGGAGAUUUACGCCAACGGAACCCGUGGCGAUUCCGUGCGUGUUGAGUAUAGGAGGUCAACAACGUCUGACUCGACUGCAAACAACAACAUGGAAGAGGAUAAUUUUGCCACCUUUGACCUGGUGCAUGACCCCAGCAAGUUUAGGAUCCUCCGUUCGGGUGAGCAGACAGACGACUUUAUCGAGUCCGUUAUCUUCAGUUCCAUUCAGAAGCAUAUUGACGAAACGGGUGCGUUUGAGAAGAACCCGCUGGUGGUUGACGCACUUUGUUGGGAGGUGUUCGGUAAGACCCGUGCGGAGCUUGGAGACCACACACGUGUGGUCAUGUCAACACCCACGAUGGCACCAACACCCACAGGACCCCUCAUUGUGCUGUCCUGUCGCGAACUGACAGAAGAAGAACUGCCCGACGUGUUACCACGCUUGCCUAAAGACUGGGCAUGGGUGGUUCGAGCUGCAGCCCGGCCAGCAGCCGAGGACCAUGUGGAAGACCUAUUCUUCAAAGCCGUAGUGCGAGAUCCGGAAUGGGGCUUCUUUCGUCGACAGCGCUUAUCCAAGUUAAAGUUAUACGCAGGCGCCUUGGUCGGGUGCACAGCCACUGGUGCCAUCGUGCUGUGGAAGCUGCGCAACAGCGUUGCUUCGUCACUCGACCGCGUGAGAUCCUGGGAUGGAAUGCUCGGCCGCACGACAAGCCACACGACCAUUGGCACGACUAACCACACGACCAGCGGCACGACCAACGGCAUGACCAUCGGCGAUUGGACCAGUGGCACGAGUUCAGGCGCCAGGCUGACCAACGUGAGCGGCUUAUUAAACGGCACCGACGGGUUGGUCACCGACGGGUUGGUCACCGACGGGUUGGUCACCGACGGGUUGGUCACCGACGGGUUGGUCACCGACGGGUUGGUCACGUCGACGGCCGCGGACGCGUACGCGAUCAUUCCGGCUGCUGAGUUGGCUCAAUUGCGCGAAGAGAACGACGCGGUGUGCGCUGGAAUGUGGGAACAGCGGGCACAACAAAAGUCGUCUUUCUGUGAGGGCGGCUCAACAGCGGGGGUCGUCAUGUGUAGAAAGUCUGAGGGCCAGGUUCACUGUUGGUACUUCGGGUCGCCGUACGAUUCAAAGGACGUCGAGAUGACUGCGCUUCAGAGCAUGAGGCAUGCUGGCACGAUUCUUGAUCACACUGCGUGCGAGCGCAGUUGCAAGACUGCACAGCACUCCUCUGACGCGGUCCGGCACUCCUCUGACGCGGUCCGGCACUCCGAAACAUCUGAAGACCAGCAGUCCACUGGGAGGAAUACAGCAGUCCCGGUUGAGAUCGCGUGCAAUGGCCACUGUACAGAGCCGGAAUGUAGAAGCGCAAGUUUCAAACAGCGGAUCCACCACUGCCAAUGCAACACAGCCACCGUCGUAUGCCUCACCAAUGGCCACGUGUCGGCACACAUGACCCAGCCUCAUGUGCUCAUGUCAUCGCUCAUCGAAAACGCAACACGUCAAGUUGACCAAACCCGGAAAGAGAAAAGCAAAAAACAUCUCAAAUGUCUUUACACCUGUGACAACUAG